This is a messenger RNA of Gigantopelta aegis, 587 nucleotides long. RefSeq lists its product as uncharacterized. The transcript is spliced from 2 exons. Gene Ontology annotation, biological process: lipid transport. NCBI's taxonomy places the organism in Eukaryota, Metazoa, Mollusca, Gastropoda, Neomphalida, Peltospiridae. Gene Ontology annotation, molecular function: lipid carrier activity. Bases 27 to 503 code for a protein of 158 amino acids. The record is from RefSeq and is a predicted model, not a curated record.
AUCAAAUAAAAAAGUACCAUAGUACCAUGCCACUGUUUUCCUGUCUUUUCAGAACCGCGUUUUUCACCAUUCACGGAGAUGUGGAGCAGGAAGAGAGACUUCUUGAAGACAGUCGCAAGACAUUCGAGGUGUGCUCGGGAUCCAAGAUGGCCACCAUCACAGGUCUAGAAACAUGCAUGGAGUUCCAGUUCAUCAACGCAUCCAUGGUUGACAGCGCCCCCUACUUCCCACUGACCGGGCCGUUUUCGUUUGGCCUGAACGUCUACAAGCGUGACACACACACCAGCUAUAAACUGUUAGCGAAGCGUACAGAGUCCAAGUCAAUGAGUGUUGCACAAAUCGCUUUCCACACCCCAAGCUCGAACGUGGACAGGACCGUAUCUUUCGAUUUGACCAUGAACUACAAACAGAAAGAAAUGGAGGUUUCUCUAGUGACACCAUGGAAGAAAGUCAAAUUUACUGGUAAGCAAUACAAAUCCGUAAGCACUAUAUUAGGUUACUGAGGGGCGCUAGCAGUUUGUAUACAUGUAUUAAAAAAACACCCCCCAAAACAAUAACAAAUCCAAAUAAAAAUAACUAAAACCUUA